Talaromyces marneffei is the source of this 1167-nucleotide messenger RNA. RefSeq lists its product as uncharacterized. The record is from RefSeq and is a predicted model, not a curated record. The coding region runs from base 1 to 1167 and encodes 388 amino acids. The transcript has 2 exons. NCBI's taxonomy places the organism in Eukaryota, Fungi, Ascomycota, Eurotiomycetes, Eurotiales, Trichocomaceae.
AUGCCUGCAGCAACACAAGCAUUGACCACGAAAGUGACAUCGGGGACUCCCUACCAACUUGAUGACAACCAGGUACUCCGAGCCUCGAGCGCACUUCUUCGUCAUAUCAAGUCUGAACAGAAAGACCAAGAAGAGGCAUCAACGAAGAAAACAUUGAUUGGCGACGACGAUGAUGAGUCGGAUGCUGAAGGAUCCCCUUCCACCAGUGAAUUAGUAUGGCUGGUCAUUACAACGAAGAAGCAUGUGGUCGACAAGAACCGCCUGAAGCCUAGCAAAAUCAGCAUUCCCAAUUCCUUGAACAAGUCUUCCUCUUUGAACAUAUGCCUUAUCACCGCCGACCCACAGCGUUCCGUUAAAGACAUCAUCGCUGAUCCCGCCUUUCCAUCUGAGCUCUCAUCUCGUAUCACCAAAGUUAUCGGUCUUACGAAAUUGAGGGAUCGUUAUAAGAGCUUCGAGAGCCGACGACAGUUGCUUUCUGAACACGAUGUAUUCUUGGCUGAUGACCGAAUCAUUAUGCGAUUGGUCGAGACCCUAGGAAAAGUCUUCUAUCAGUCAAGCAAGCGACCAAUUCCUAUCCGUAUCGAGCAGAUCGAGAAGGUCGACGGCAAACGCGUGAAGAAGGAUCCCAAGAGCAAGCCGUCCAAGGAUGAGCGCAAAGCUAGCUUUGCACCUCUACAGGUUGUCGCAAAAGAGAUUGAGAAGGCCUUGAACUGUGCGCCUGUUUAUCUUGCUCCAUCGACUACGACAUCAGUACGUGUUGGAUCUACCAAAUUUACGCCAGAGCAACUUGCAGAAAAUGUGAAGGCAGUUGUCAACGGUUUGACAGAAAAGUUCAUUACAAAAGGCUGGAGGAACGUCAAAGCUAUCCACGUCAAGGGAACCAGCACAAUGGCUUUGCCCAUCUGGCUCGCUGAUGAGCUGUGGUUGGACGAGACAGAUGUUCUAGAGCAGGAAGAAGAGAAGAAGGCAAUUGAGAACGACAAGAGCGGCAACAAGCGAAGAAACCCCGAAGAAGACGAUGCCGCCCGGGGACAAAGCAAGAAGACAAAGAAGAUCAAGGCGGCGGCGGACGAGGAUGAGGUUUCCCUCAAAGAGAAGCUCCAAAAGCGAAAAUCACAAGCUCUUGACGAGGGAAAGGCUCCUGUUAAAGCUACAAAGAAGAAAUAA